This is a messenger RNA of Monomorium pharaonis (pharaoh ant), 4296 nucleotides long. Its product is annotated as glutamate receptor ionotropic, delta-1. Gene Ontology annotation, cellular component: membrane. The record is from RefSeq and is a predicted model, not a curated record. The transcript is spliced from 11 exons. Gene Ontology annotation, molecular function: glutamate-gated receptor activity. Bases 2252 to 4183 code for a protein of 643 amino acids. Lineage: Eukaryota; Metazoa; Arthropoda; Insecta; Hymenoptera; Formicidae.
UUAGUUUAAUGCAAUCUUUUGACAGUCUGACAUUCUAGUCAUCUUAAUUAAUUCCGUGAAUGAUAAAGAUUGCAAAUGAUGUUCGGAGCGAACACUGCGAUAUUUUGAAUUAAUGUUUUACUUGCUAAUUGUUUCUGAUUAUUUGCGCUCGAUGAUUUAUUAUUUUGUUUUACGUUUUAUCCGAUAUAUAAAUUAACUUUUCUUAAUUUUAUCUUAAUUAUAUAAAUAUCCAAUUGCACACGCUUAUUUGUAUCGAACUUGCUUACUUGACAAGCAGUAUUUGUAAAACUAAUGAUAGGAACUUUUCACGGACAAUACUGACGCAUACUGCAUUUACGCAUAUACUGUUAUCAAUGCUAAUUUCACAUGGAAAAUGGUCUUGAUGACAUUUACGGUCUACCUACCUUACAUCUUUUGUUAUCGUUGCAUUUUGGAGUAAUAUAAUAAGUUUCCGGGUUUUUCUAUGUGAAACAAAAUAACAGGUUGUUUAGCGAAGACAUUUUAAAAAACUAGAUACGUAACUUAAAAUAUUAAUAAAGUGUCACUCUAACACGUGCACAAAUGAACCUUGUUGAAAUAAAUUGUCAAUAGACUUUACAAUUUUUCAAAGAAUGACAGUUUUGGUUUUCUUUUGCCAUUGUUGAGUUGCAUUUUCUAUAAUGAAAAAAAAAAUGAAAAUAAUACACACAUAUUGUACUAUAUUCUUAAAAACUAGAAUAUCUUACAAGCAAUUAAUUGUUCUAAUUUAGUCAUAAGUAAUUUAUUCAUAAGUAAAAAUAAUUAAGACACAGUUAAGAUAGUUAAAAUAUAUCAAUUAUUAGAAGUUAGUUUUACAUAGAAAAAACAAGAGAAAAAGGCUUGCUAAAAUGUAAUGAAUAUUUAAUAUACAGAAAUCCGAUUUUGGGAGAAGGGGGACGGGUAAAAUAUCUUUAUUAAUAUUAUUUAAUCAAAAUGUCUACAUGCAUGAAUUUCUGAAACAUUGUACAUGAUAAACGUUUCCCAUAUAUUUUUAUUAUAUUGUUUAUUGUAUUGAUUUAAUAAGAGUUGUCCAACUGGCAAUAGUGCGAGUAUGGUAUAAUCAUUGUCGUCCGGUAUUUUUUUCUUUGGCUGUAAAUAAGAGAAAUGUUUCAAUUGCAAACCUCUAUUAAAGUUUUAUCUACUCUUACGUUAAAGUUUACUGCAUAAGUUCUUUAUAAAUAUUUAAAUAAAUUAAAGCAAUAACAAUCUUGAAUAUUUCCAAGUAAGUCAACAAUUUAAUGUUAUAAUUGGUAAUGAAAAAUUAGAUGAUAAUUUAAGAUUUUUCGUAAAAUUUCUUUCCAGAUUGGUAACACUGAUAUAUUUUACUGUUUGUUCUCAGUUUUUUAUUGUGUCGAGCAGUGUAACACUGUGUCAUACAGUGUCACAGUUGAAAUAUUUUUGUUAGACACUGCGUUAUUUCUGUAAUUUGUUGAAAAACAUCUUAAAUCAGAUUUUGACACAUGAUUAUUGAAUCAUGAAUUAUCCAAAUAUCUUCGUACACUUUGCUACCGAAAAUUUUUAAUAAGCAUAAGUUGUUUAAAUUGUACAAAUUCAUUUACAAAGUUUGCAAGUCAUUUUGCUCAUUGUUAAAUAAUAUUCCACUCAGAGUUACCAACAUUAUACAAACGAUGUAUAAAGAAUUGUUUGAGUAAUGGUCUGACUCUGUUUGCAUAGUGAGCAAAUAUAGACGAAGAAUGCAAAUGCAUAAUUUAUUCCGGACUUGCGGAAUCGAUGUGCGUGUCAGUCGAUCGUGUUUACUUAGAAAGUAACUUUGUUACAUCGGCAUUCGAAUUAUUAUGCACGUAGAAGUGCAGUCACGCGAUUCUUUGCGCCAUGUUCGAAUCAGUCGAUUCUCAAAAUUGAUACUUUUGAUCUACACAAUUGUACAAUUAUUAUUUGCAACACGAGCUUUAAUUUUGCAGAAAAAGUUUUUGCCGAUCUAAUUAAGUUGUAAUUAGGCACGCGAUCUGCACGCGUAUAAAAUUUUAUUGACUAACGGUCAAGCAAUUGUCAUGCGCGACAUGAAUAACUACUAUUACAUGCUUACUGAGUUUUUAUCUGACAUUUGAACUAAAAUGCAGUGUGGAUGCAACCGCAAAAUACAUCAGAUCCGGAAUUGUGUAUCGUGUCUGGCCUAGCUUCAUCGAGCUGACUUGAUUUAAAAUUAGGAUUUCUGCUGUUGAUCGUUGCUGAUCGUUGAUUUCAUCUACGCGAUUUGAUCGUACAAGGGAAAAUGUUUUGCAAGCUCGAUCUUUAUUCUAUCUUAGGUUUAAUCGUUCUCAUAUGGGCGUUAUUUGAUCUCGCGUGCGGUCAACUGAUCAGGCCGGUUUACGUGUACGAAGGCUUGAUUAAACAUAUACAUGACUACUUUAAUAACACAUGCAUCCUACUUCUGCAUAAUCCUAAUAAAACAGGACUGGAAAGCGAUCAAAUGCUGAUUCUUCACAAAUAUCUGAGCAUGACUCAUUUUAUACGCACUGCUUAUAUGGAUGUUCCGUUGUUCAACACACGAGUUGGAAACGAUUUUUAUCGCAUCAAGAGACCUUUGUUCGUCAUACUAAACGACGAUGAAGAUUUGAGAAAUGAUUUUGCACGUCAAAUUUCAACGUGGCUGGCGAUGGCUUAUCCCACUUGGCUGGUAUUUUUCGGUAACGAGACCAAACUCGCAGAUUUUUUCUUAGAGAUUUAUGUACCGUUUGACUGUAAGUUUAUGGUGGCUCAGAGUAGCGCCAAUGUAAUCGGAAGAGAGAUCAUCACUGAAGUUUAUCAAGUUGACAAAGGAAAAGAACUGCGAUCAAUGCAGUUCGGCGUAUGGGAUUUAAGGGAUGGUCUGAAAGGUCCUAAACGUGGUUUAUUUUCAAGAAGAAAUAAUCUUUUUGGCCAAAAUAUACGUGUUACGUCGGUUCACGAUCCUCCUAUCAGUCUGCUUCAUCAUAAUGAACAGAAUGAGAUAAUAAGAAUAAGUGGCUUUUUUGGGGAUGUGAUACUGCUUUUGCAGGAAGCAAUAAAUUGCACAUUCACCUACAAGGAGGCCAAAACGUGGGGAUCGUGUCUACCAGACGGUUCGUGUACAGGUGCUGUCGGGAUGUUGAUUAAUAACGAUGUCGACUUUGCGGCGACGGAGUUUAUGAUGACCUCGGAUAGAUUAGAUGCUAUCAGUUUUACAACGCCUAUUUACACAACCAAAUGUCGUGCGUAUAUUAAAAGGCCUGCGACGUCCGAUCUAAAAUGGAAUGCUUACACAGCACCGUUCUCCGCGGACAUCUGGGGCGCCAUCGUUUUAUUCAUCAUACUUUUCAGUGGAUCAAUUGUGUUCAUUCAGAGACUAUUUGCAUUUUUGUCCCCGUAUCUUCCAGAUGACGAACAUUCAAGAUUUACAGAAAUCUUAUUUUUUAUUGUAGGAGCGUUUUGUAGUCAAGGUAUGAAACAAUCGACGUUGGAUCCCAUAAGAAUGGUACAGUUGAUAAUUCAUCUAGCGGCAGUUGUGAUCUUAGCGGCGUAUUCCGCUGCCUUGAUUAGUUACCUUGCCGUUAAAACUUUUGUUAUGCCCUUUACGACUAUGGACGGUCUUUUGAAAGAUGGAACUUAUCGUUUCGGCGUGGUCGGUGACUCAUCCGACUUUACUUUUUUCCAGAAUACAUCGGAUAAAACAUUGAGAGUGCUGUUCGAUGAGGUAUUAAUGAAAGAAACUGGUUUGCCGAGUAAUUAUCUGGACGGUUUAGAGCGCGUUUGUAAGGAGGACAAAUAUGCCUUUAUGACACUAGAUAACAUGGCAGCAUUGCUGCAGCAGAAGGUAGACUGCAAGUUGGAGAAAUUGGAUGCCAUCAGUCAGACCACCAUAGCGAUGGCUCUACAACCAAAUAGCCCGUACCGUGGUAUCAUUAAUGCAAAUAUUCUUCAAUUAAGGGACAAUGGAAUUUUGCAGCGUUUGUUGGAGACACAAUGGUCGGUCCAGCUAAGCAGAGAGAAUGCAAAAUCAUCGUGGAAAUCGGUGGAGAUCGGCGACAUAGUGCCAUUGCUACUUUUUAUAGUCGCUAUAUUAUUUAUUAGCUUUUUCAUUUGCGCUAUAGAACGCGUUAUCUUCAAGAAUUUUCCCAAUCACCGAAUGAAGCAAGAAGUAAAUAAGCCACAGCAACCGAAGAUAAAUAUGAUAUUACGUCGCUAAGACGUUACAUUUUAACUUCGGAAUAGUCACUUUAUUUUUUUUAUAAACAAUUACCUGGGAUGUUUUUUACAUCCCAGUAAAAGUUAUUAAAGUUAUUAUUGUUAUUAACUAUA